AUGCGUCCGUGGCUAUUCGUCAUUCUUUCCAUCAUCUUCAUUGCCAACUUGGUUGAGUGCCAGGAGAAAAGAAGCUCUAUGGGAGGAUCGGCAUUUGGAAGUCUCGACCGUAUUCCACUCUCCUAUCUUCGCAAGUUCUAUCGUCAGAAGACGACGAAACGAGAUGAAAAUGAGUAUAUAGAUGGACCAUCGGAAAUCGGAUACCGUUCAAUGUCGUUCUGGCCACUGUACUAG
Molecule: messenger RNA, 234 nt
Organism: Caenorhabditis briggsae
Lineage: Eukaryota; Metazoa; Nematoda; Chromadorea; Rhabditida; Rhabditidae
Exons: 3
Coding region: 1-234 (77 amino acids)
Source: RefSeq, a predicted model, not a curated record